Larimichthys crocea (large yellow croaker) is the source of this 3316-nucleotide messenger RNA. RefSeq names its product serine/threonine protein kinase 26 (gene stk26). Bases 334 to 1551 code for a protein of 405 amino acids. Gene Ontology annotation, molecular function: ATP binding; protein serine/threonine kinase activity. The record is from RefSeq and is a predicted model, not a curated record. Gene Ontology annotation, cellular component: Golgi apparatus; cytoplasm. Gene Ontology annotation, biological process: negative regulation of cell migration; protein phosphorylation. The transcript has 12 exons. Lineage: Eukaryota; Metazoa; Chordata; Actinopteri; Sciaenidae.
CCAGCUCGUCAUCCUCGUUUGCUCAACACUUUUUUUGUUGCUGCAGACUCUCACAGGACGUGUGUGUAUGUGUGUUUGCAGUUUGUUCAUUUCUACUGCAAACAAACCGCCUUUUCUAUUUGGAUCUAUUUCUUCACUUUUACACUGUAGUUAAACCUGUUUUUUUAUUUAUAGGGAGAGGGGAGUUUGCUUUUUUUCUUAUGUGUGUGUGUUUGGGGGUAAAAGCUCAAAGAAGGAGAUAAAAAGAAAGAAAGAGUCAAGAAGGAGAAGAAGAAGGAGGAAAAAACAGAGAAACCUGGAGGAGGAAAAGGGCGUUCAUACUUCGAAGUGACCAUGGAAGUUCCUGGUAUGCAGAGUUCUCAGAUCGAUCCAGAGGAGUUGUUCACCAAAUUGGACCGUAUUGGAAAGGGAUCGUUUGGAGAGGUGUUUAAAGGUAUCGAUAAUCGCACUCAGAGCGUUGUUGCCAUAAAGACCAUCGACCUGGAGGAGGCCGAAGAUGAGAUCGAGGACAUCCAGCAGGAGAUCACAGUUCUCAGUCAGUGCGACAGUCCGUACAUUACAAAGUACUACGGCUCCUAUCUGAAGGGCAGUAAACUAUGGAUCAUCAUGGAGUAUCUUGGUGGAGGUUCAGCGCUCGACUUGCUCCGGGCGGGUCCGUUUGAUGAAGCUCAGAUUGCCACCAUGCUGAAGGAGAUCCUGAAGGGCCUCGACUACCUGCACUCUGAGAAGAAGAUCCACAGAGACAUCAAAGCUGCCAACGUCCUGCUGUCGGAGCACGGUCAGGUGAAGCUGGCGGACUUCGGGGUGGCGGGUCAGCUGACGGACACACAGAUCAAACGGGAAACCUUCGUGGGAACGCCGUUCUGGAUGGCACCUGAGGUCAUCCAGCAGUCCGCUUACGACUCCAAGGCCGAUAUUUGGUCGCUGGGCAUCACGGCGAUCGAGCUCGCCAAGGGCGAACCGCCGAACUCGGACAUGCAUCCGAUGCGAGUGCUGUUCCACAUCCCCAAGUCUCCUCCUCCGACGCUGAGCGGAGAUUUCUCCAAGAGCUUCAAAGAGUUCACCGAGGCCUGCCUCAACAAGGACCCUGCCUUUCGUCCCACAGCCAAAGAGCUCCUCAAACACAAGUUCAUCAUCAAACACUGUAAGAAGACGUCCUACCUCAGCGAGUUGAUCGACCGGUACAGGAGGUGGAAGGAGGAGGGGCACAGCGACAGCAGCUCUGACGACUCGGACAGCGAGUCCAGUAAUAAAGAGAACAGCGAGUCUCCUGAAUGGUCGUUCACCACCGUCAGGAAGAAGAAGACAGACGGCAGGAAGGUUCUCAAUGGAACGGGUCAGGAUCAGCUGAGUAAAUCUGCCAGUCUGACCACAGUCAUCUCUCCCGUCUUCACUGAGUUGAAGCAGCAGCACAAAGAGCACUCUGAGCAGCGAUUGGCCAUCGAGGAGUUGGAACGCAACAUCCGAUUGGCUGAAGACGUCUGUCCCGGCAUCACGGACAGGAUGGUUACACACAUCAUUGCCAGGUACCAAAAAUUCACCACCAACUGAAGGACGGAUGGAUGGAAAUAAUAAAAAGGAAGUACGUUAUUUGAAGAGAGACUGUGUCUCCGUACGGUGACGCUGCUGGAUGAUUGGAAACGGAGAUUUGCUGUGCGACGUCUCCUCGCUGUACACACACAUCACAUAAACACACACACACACACACACAUGACACACACACUACUAAUGUAAUAUAUACACUAUAUCAUAUAUAAAUAUUAUAUAUUCACUGCUGCUGGUUGAAGGCCUUUUUUCCUCCCCAAGCUGUAGCCGAAGUUUUGAAAAUACAAUCUAAGUUGUCAGCUAGAUUUGUGGUUUUCAUUUCCCCUUUUUGUUAGUUAGGUCGAUGAACUUCUUUUUCUCUUCCUUUAAUCAUUUUCUAGUUUUGAAUAAUAAGCAGACCGUUUAGUCAGACUUAAUUCAAACUUAAGUCUACUUAAGUUAUGUUUUCCUUCCUAAAUUACCAUCAUGUGCCUUAAUUAUUUAUGCUAUCAGUCAUUUUCUAAAAAGUAGAUGUCACUUUUUGUAUGGAGAUGUUUUUUUUUUGUUUUUUUGGAAAACUGCACAAAAUAUAUAGGAGAGGGUUCUCAUCCAUCAGCAGUAGUAUGUUUUGUGUCAUGCCUUGACUUUGUAGAUGUCUGUGUUUUGUUCAGUAGCACUUGAGACAUAUUAUAUGCCAAUAUUACAUUUUUGUUGUCUUCAGUAAUGGUUUAAAUUACAGUUCUCUGAUCCCAGAAUUUAGUCAAGGUCCAGAUCUACCUUAAACAUAUAAAAUAUUCAGUUUUUUCAAGGUUAGGUUUUGUAAUUUUAGCUCUGAAUUGAGCUUAUAAAUGCUAUUAAAUAUGUUUAUCCACCACUGGAACAGAGCUGAGAAGACGGGAGAAGCAACCGAAUGAUUUGUAUAGUAAUUAUUUUAGACAUUUAAGUUGAAAAACCAACCCUAAAACUAAACACACUUAAGGAAUAUAUGUUUGCAAAUAUGUUUGUCAAAGCUCUGCAGUGAAAACUCAAAGAAAUUUUAAGAAUCCAGACCCCUUUAAAACUCUACCCUAACUACGCUUUGCUAACAAAUAAGCUAGAUAGCUGACUGCAAUUAAAUGUUUUUAACAUAAAGGUGUAAGAUAAAUGUUUAAAUGGUUGCCAUUUGCAAAAGAUCAGUGUAGUUUCAUGUGUUUGGUAACAUAACUAAUAGCAUUGCACAACCGUUAGCAUCCAAAUUAGGUCUUGGGGUUGAAAUCUUGACUUUGCCUUUGGUUUGGAAGUACUGUUGGUUAAGAUUUUAUUCUGGGAUUCGUUUUCUGGGAUGUGCGUAGUUCAAAAGGGAUCUCUUUGGAAAGAAACAAAAUAAAAAUUUCCCAGGAUCUGCACAAAAGGCACAACCACACAAGUCUUCCACUCGCUCAUGAGAGGACCGUGUCCUUUUUUUAUGCAUCAAGUUUGGGAAAGCAUUGUUGAGGACUGUCAACUUGUGUCAGAAAGUUGAUUCUUAACAUGAUGCUCGAUGCUGGACGUUGUUCUUAAUACCUAACAUUGGAAAGUAGCACAGGUCCUUGUCAGGAGUGUGAAGAGAGCUGUAAUCGAAGGUAUUACUGAUCAUUUGUACCAAAGACACUAUAAAUCUUGGUCAUUGUAUAUUUUUGUCUUUUUAUAUAUCAUAAGGGAUAUGACAAUGCUUGUUGAGGGGGGGGAAUGAAAGAUGUAAGAUUUUACAGAAGUGUGCUCUUUUUUUUUUGUAGCGGGACUUAGAGUUUUAUGAAUAAAUAUUUAAGUUUGA